Mirounga angustirostris (Northern elephant seal) is the source of this 716-nucleotide messenger RNA. It is a transcript of the gene SPINK14, whose product is annotated as serine peptidase inhibitor Kazal type 14 (putative). The transcript has 4 exons. Gene Ontology annotation, molecular function: protein binding. The record is from RefSeq and is a predicted model, not a curated record. NCBI's taxonomy places the organism in Eukaryota, Metazoa, Chordata, Mammalia, Carnivora, Phocidae. Bases 311 to 607 code for a protein of 98 amino acids.
CAAUUCUGUCCAAAGAGUAACUUCUGAUUUACUUCUGUCUUCUAAGUAGUCACAGAUCUCUCACUGAGCUCUAUACUUUAUGACUAACCAAGUUUAGUUUUUUCUGAACAUUUGUUCUUGGGGAAGGGUGAAAUAAUAGGCUUUCCAGAUAUGGCGUACUAUGGUUGCAGUGGGAAGGCUAGAGAUGGAUAUUCACUCCAAGGACGGUCUUAAUAUCUUGAUUGCCUUGCUCUAGUGAUUGUACUAGAGGAGAACAUCCCAGGCAAUAUCUCAGAGCAUCAUUCUAAGGACACACACACCAGGAGGAAAAAUGGUCAAAUAUCUUCUAGUAUUCUGCUCUCUGUUGUUCUUCAUCUUGAUACAUUGGGUGUUACCUGCUGUUUCAGGCCGUCGACAAUGGUGGCCACCACAUGGAACUGUUAAGGUGAAAUGUCCAUAUAAGAAAGUAGACUUGAGUUGGUUCACUGGAACCGUGAACCCCUGCCCCGGUUUAUAUCAACCCAUCUGUGGCACUGAUUUUGUAACCUAUGAAAACCCCUGCAUCUUGUGUAUUGAGAGCCUGAAAUCUCGGGGGAAAAUUAGGUUUCAAAAUGAUGGAAAAUGUUAGCUGAGUGGAUUUGGACGCCCAAGAGGAUACCUUUUCUCUCUCCAUCAUGACAAUCCUUCUCUUGCCAUUCUUCCCUCCUCCCAUGUGAUGGUGGCAGAGACCUGCCCCU